AUGAAUGGAACCAAGUACGAGCUGAAACGCUUAAUGGAAAAUGGGGUGACGCCUCUGAAGUUCUCAAAGACGAAGUCGCUCGAGUUCUCGGGCGGUUAUAAAAAAAUGCGCCGGGGUAUUGGUCGGUCGGUGAAAUUGCCUCCCGGCUUUAGUAGCAUACAACCUGUGAUGGGUGGCGAAUACAGCCGAACCAACCUUGCCAUAACGACUCGCCUGUCCGUGGCGGUCGUCUUCCCAGCGCUCUACGACUUGCUUUUUGUAAGCCGCUGCCGAUGCCGUCGCGAUCGAAUUCGAUGUGCUUCGGGACGUCGGCAACGGUGCGAACCUAAUGAACCUUCGCUGCAUACUAAUAGCAUCACUGAAGAUAGCGUGAAUUCAGGACCAAGUCUGUUUGAGGGUGGUCUACAUAGGCAGGCUCGCUGCUGA
Molecule: messenger RNA, 426 nt
Organism: Peronospora belbahrii
Lineage: Eukaryota; Oomycota; Peronosporomycetes; Peronosporales; Peronosporaceae
Source: the annotation of a GenBank genome assembly